CGUCCUCUUCAGCGCCGGGGCAGCGGCGGACGCGGCUCCGCUCCCCGCCGGGCGAUGGCCGAGCUCAAGUCGCUGGGCGGCGAAGCAUACCUGGCUCUGCCCCCGGGGUACGGCCCGUCCGCGUUCGCCUACGGGGCCGUGCGCGGUGGUACCGAGGGCCCGCGGGGAACCUACCCGGGGGGCGGCGGCGGAGCGGACUUCCAUCCCGGAGCGCUGGGCAAGUCGGCGGAGAGUAGCGGCGAGCAGAGCGGCGACGAGGAGGACGGCUUCGAGGCCGGGGUGAAAGGCGGCGCGGGCUUCGAGCGAGAGGGCAAGCUGAAAGGGGGAGCCCUGGGUAAGAAGCCCAAGGAGCAGCGCUCGCUGCGCCUCAGCAUCAACGCGCGGGAGCGGCGGAGGAUGCACGACCUGAACGACGCGCUGGACGGGCUGCGCUCCGUCAUCCCCUAUGCCCACAGCCCUUCGGUGCGGAAACUCUCCAAAAUCGCCACCCUGCUCCUGGCCAAGAACUACAUCCUCAUGCAGGCGCAGGCCCUGGAGGAGAUGCGGCGGCUGGUGGCCUACCUGAACCAGGGCCAGGCGCUGAGCGCCCCGCUGCCCGCCACCCUCAACCCCUUCGCACAGUCGGCCGUGUACCCCUUCGGCGGAGCGGCCUUGCCCGGCUGCCCCGAGAAAUGCACUGCCUUCACAGGAGCCGCCUCCCUCUGCAAACACUGUAACGACAAGCCUUGACUUCUGCCUUCUUCGGGCUUUCGGGGGGUUAUUUUAUUUAUAUUUCGUUUUUUCUGUGCACUUUUCUUUCCGCUACCAUCAGCCCCGGCUUCCCACCAUCAGUUAAGUCUGGGUUUUCUUUUUGUUCGCUUCUCUUAAACCACCCCUGUCCCCACACCCCAUCUGGAGAUGUUUGACAGUUUAUGUGGACCCCAAAACCACCCACUUACAACUUUUAGUUCCCCCUCCACACAUGCAGCUCCAUCUGUAGAGUUAUUUCCUUUCCAGCCUGUUAGUGGACUGUGAGCGUGAUGUUGCUUUUCUGCUUGCUCUGAUCUGCAAAGUUUUUGAGCAGUUUUGAAACUAAACUAUAGGAAAACAGGGAGAGAGAUUGAUCUGGAAAUGGAAACCUCAGUGAGUUCUCUUUGGCGUGAUCAACCUGUGUUAAAAAUAGCUUAAAAAGAGGGAGGGAAGCAAAAUCCAGCUGUAAAACUAUGCAAUGAUUCAGAAUCAUGGGGGUGGGGGUAUGUAGCCAGCUCGGGUUGGACUGCACCCACAAAUCCAAAUGAAAAUGUCAUUUGGUCAGCUUUUGGGGGGGGGGGAAGUUUGGUGCUCUUGGUAAAACAGUAGAUGCUUCAAAGUAAGAUGCUUUUUUUUUUUUUUUUUUGCUCUUAAAAAGAAAAAUCUAGCCUGUUCUUGAACUGAGAGGAACCUGUGAUUGUAUGCUAAUGCUUGCUCUUUGCCUGUUUCUCAGCUUGGUGAAGUUUUCCAGAUGAUUUUCCAAAGUCGUUGCUCAUCAUAAAAGCAAAAGGUCACUUAACAUAUUUAUAUGUAUUUGUAACAAAUAAAAGACAUGAAUAACCACUUUCUCUGUCCUACAUGUCUCUGAAGCCAGCUGGCAGUCAAAGCAAAACCCCUGCUGAAGGAAGGUAAAGCAGAGACAGUCAUUUGUGGAGGAGCAGCGUGGUGAAGUUAGGUGAAUGAUGGGAAUACUCGGAAAAAGCUUGUGAACAUUCAGCUCCUUAACAGCAGGGAUUUGAUUUUUCUCCAGUUUCUCAUGAAUCGUGAGCACAUAAAAAAUGUUGUUUAUGCCUGACCUUUAGAGUCAAGUAGGAAGAGAUUUUAGCUUGUGUAUGUUGACGCUUGCUGGAGAAUGCUGUGCCCUGAAAGUGGUGUUCGAAAGGGGAUAUUGUAGCAUCAACCUUAGCUCUGUGGGCACCCAUGUAAAACGUGGCAGGGGAGGAAAUUGCUUAAAGACUCUGCUUAUGCCUUUGGCUUGGUUUUCUGUUAUAGCCACAGCUUGACCCUAGACCUAUGUGUGGAGUUUCGGCCAUUUAGUGUCAUGACUAAACUAAUGAUCUCUUGCCAAGUAUUGACUGUGUUAGUACAAGUUACACAGCGAGUCCCUCGCUGGUGAGGUUUCUGAUGUCGCUUGUGUUGACUUAAUUUGGUUUCCUGGUUUAUGCUGUUUAAUGCUUUGGUGCCUUGUAUGCCUCACUAAUCACUAUAUAAUAAUAGUAAUAAUUAAGGUGCAUCCAGUGAUUUCUGUUCAGAUUGGAGUACCCACCCAAUGUCAGAGCAACCGCAUAAACUGGUACAGUCGCAGCCUGAGGGGCUGGAGCUGUCCGUGGCCAUUUGUGUUAGGAGUGGGGUGUAACUAUUUAGGGUUAUUAAACCAAUUUCCAUGCCUGUCGCUAGUGUUAUGCUAAUGUGAAAAGGACUGCCAUCCCUCUAAAGCUGCUUGUCUGUGGCACUUAAUUUUAAUUAAUACAUUUCCAAAAGACUUUCUGUGUUUGCAAAACCAAGUGUGUGAUUAAGCCUCAUUCAUAAAGACAUAUCUUUAAAACUGGUUCCCACAUGUUUCCAUUUUUAUAUCUUCAUUUCUUUUUUUUUUUACAGGAUAGCUUUACAAACAGUUUAUUUGUUGUACUUUUUUCCGUAAAAGAAAGUCUUAAAUACUCUUCAAAGGCAUCUGAUGAAGCAGAAGCCAACCAAAACCACUGCUGAAGCAGAAAUGACUGGAAACUGCAAAUCAGCAAAGGUCAUUUGCUGACUGAGUUGUUGCUACAUAAUAUUUGGGAGGAAAGAAAGGUCAGUUUAACAGAGAAUCAUGAUUUUUAGGUAAAUGUUUACUACUUCUGGUUAAAAUUAUAGAAGAUUGAGCACUUGGGAAUAGUUAAAUGGAGAUUAGUUUAACUGUUCAUUUUUCACCAAAAUUGAAGUACUUGGACAAUAAAGUAUUUAAGAGCUUAAUAUUAAAUAUGAGUUAGGUUUGGUUAAAGACUUGCACUAGUACUAAUGGAAUUUAUAAUUGCUUCUUUCUCAAAUCAUUAUGGCAAAAAAUGUGGCUUGCUAAUUUUAGAGCCUAAAAAAGUCUUCACAGCCUUAGAGACAAGCUAUUUUUGGAACAAUGGUUUUUAGUAUCGUGGUGAUUUAAUUUUUUCCCCUAUAAUUUACAUCAGUAAAAAGCUUCCUCAUGUUACUGUAUCUACCUAGAAUCCUAAAAAUACACCUUUGGAGAGUCCUUGAAAUAUUUGAGAGCCCGCUUCGAAUUAAACAGUCUUAGGAGGCUGAACAUGGAAUUUCAAAUAUAGGAGAUAAAACCUGAAUUAAAGAAAAUUUUGAUAGGAAAAAUAGCAAGCUUGAGUGUCUCAAGUAUUGUUAAAAGGCUAGGUGUUAAAACAGAAAUGUAGAACUUCACAAAGCAAUGCUAGAGAAACUUGUAAAUCAUUAUUAAAUUACAGGGGUUUUAAUUCAAAAGUAAAAAGAAAUCGAACUGUAACUUUUCAUGCAACGAACAAAUUAAUAUUAACUAAAGCAAGUUCACUAACUUCUCAGUUAAUCUGAAAGUUCAGCGCUGCGAGUUGCUUCUACCCACUGCAGACUUGUAGGAUUUUAACUCUUCUCGCUCAAGAGUUGAAUCCCAUGCUGAGCCCAUUGCAUUUCCCUUUGACAGAAGGAUCUGUAUCUAUGUGAUUUAUGCUUUGUGCUGAGCUGCUGCUAAAACUGCUGCCAAGGGAAUGCCUAAUACCACUGGAAAGAUGAUUUUGUUGGGAGGGGAUGAACUAGCAUCUGAUUAUUGUGUUUGUGUGUGAAGCAUCGUUGCUAACCUUGCAGAUGUGCAUGGUUAUCCUGAGGAUGAGAUCCUGUAACUUGUCAUUUGUUUUUCCCCUUCGCUGGCAUAUGAAAAACAGCUUACUUUGUGUACCAUGUAAGGUUUUAAGUGUCUGCUUCCAGUUGAUGUUUCAGAGAAUAUAAAGAGAGGACUUCAAAAUGCUGAAGGUCUUUUUAUUUCUGCUCAAAUGUUCUUGUUAUGCUGCCUGCUUCCUUUUUCCAAGAAGGAUUUAUGGUGUAUGCUCAGAUGGAACUGAAAUACAGAUCAUGUGUUCUAAUGUACUCAUUAUACUGGUAUGUUCAUACUUUGAAGAAAACAGAAUGCCAACUUUAAUUAAAGAUAAUAUAUUGUUUUCUAA
Messenger RNA from Strigops habroptila (Kakapo), 4181 nucleotides. It is a transcript of the gene BHLHE23, whose product is annotated as basic helix-loop-helix family member e23. NCBI's taxonomy places the organism in Eukaryota, Metazoa, Chordata, Aves, Psittaciformes, Psittacidae. The transcript has a single exon. The coding region runs from base 55 to 729 and encodes 224 amino acids. Gene Ontology annotation, molecular function: protein dimerization activity. The record is from RefSeq and is a predicted model, not a curated record.